This is a messenger RNA of Phyllotreta striolata, 1434 nucleotides long. Lineage: Eukaryota; Metazoa; Arthropoda; Insecta; Coleoptera; Chrysomelidae. The record is from the annotation of a GenBank genome assembly.
AUGGAAUCCGAGAGAAUCCUAGUAGCCGCAGGAUUGACUGCAGCAGCAGUGGUUGGAGCGUUUAUAUUUUGGGGCCCCGCUCCGAGCACAGGCGGUGGUAGAGGUAGAUUAGCGGGUUUAGUAAACCUAGGAAAAACCUGCUUCCUCAAUGCUGUGCUGCACGCUCUAGCAGCUUGCCCUAGUUUCAUAACAUGGCUAGAAAAAGACAAAUACGUGAAAGAAACUAGUCUCAGAAGUACCCUAGCAACAGUUCUAUCAGUUGUGAAUGGUACAAACAAAUCUGUGCAAGAUACUUUUGCUCCUGCAGCCGUUAUAAAUGCUUUAAAAAGACUAGGGUGGGUGAUACCCUCCGGAGAACAAGAUGCUCAUGAAUUACUUAAUGUUAUUUUAACAACGCUCGAUGAAGAAACGCAAAAAAUUGGAAGAAAAGCCGGGUGUUUGUCGGAUGCAUUGGGUAUGAACGAACUGGAAUUCGAAGAUGAUCAAGGAGAACAGGCUGGCGAUUACGAUUCGUUGGGUAGCGUUAUGUCUUUGAAUGAGCUAUGCAGGCCCAUGAGUGCCGGAUGGAGAGGAGGUGCCAUUAGGAGAAACCGGUGGAUCUCUAGGUCUUGCAGAGCACUGCAAAUGUCUGGACCUCCUCAACAACCGGUUAGUCAUCCUUUUACUGGCACCUUGACCAGCCAACUGAGGUGCACCGAUUGCGGUUUUAAGUCUGCUGUUCGAUAUGACAAAUUCGAAAGCCUUUCUCUUGCUUUGCCGACGAUUGCGGGCGAUAUUGGUUGGGGAAGGCACAAAUUGCAUCAAUUGUUAACCAAUUUCGUCACUCCUGAAGUUGUAAAUGAUGUCCAGUGCGAAGGUUGUAACAGAAACAGAGAUCCGGCUAAGCCCCCCAUUUUGUCCAAACAAGUGAAAAUCCUAAACUUUGGAAAGUUACCGGUUUGCUUGUGCAUUCAUAUUUCUCGAAACACUUGGUCAUCCAGUGGCAUGUCGAAAAGGCAGGAUUACGUUCAGUUUCCCAUGAGGCUGUCAAUGUCUGCAUACACGUUUAUUCAAGUCCACUACCAGAGAAAAUUUUUAAAUAGUUCGCAAUAUACAAGUACAAGCGAAGGAGGUAGUCCUUUAUCAAGCAGCACGCCACUCUGUUGGACUGGUAGUUCUCUGACAGAUAUGGCAAAUGAAUUCAAGAACGUUUAUCAAUUGGCAUCUGUUGUAGUACAUGCUGGUGAUGCUCAUUCUGGCCAUUUUAUUACUUAUAGGAGGGGUCACCAGAAUAAUAGGUGGUAUUAUACUUCAGAUGUAGAAAUAAGAGAAGUUUCUAUUGAUGAGGUACUCCAGAGUACAGCUUAUAUGCUUUUUUACGAGAAGACUUCGACUGUAGGAUUAGAAGGUGAUUUUAUGAUGAACAAUCAGUGUAAUUUUGGAGUAAUUGUUUAA